This is a messenger RNA of Balaenoptera musculus (blue whale), 2561 nucleotides long. It is a transcript of the gene TSSK1B, whose product is annotated as testis specific serine kinase 1B. The coding region runs from base 1259 to 2365 and encodes 368 amino acids. Gene Ontology annotation, cellular component: cytoplasm. The transcript has a single exon. The record is from RefSeq and is a predicted model, not a curated record. Gene Ontology annotation, biological process: intracellular signal transduction; microtubule cytoskeleton organization; protein phosphorylation. NCBI's taxonomy places the organism in Eukaryota, Metazoa, Chordata, Mammalia, Artiodactyla, Balaenopteridae. Gene Ontology annotation, molecular function: protein serine/threonine kinase activity; tau-protein kinase activity; ATP binding.
GAGGCACCCACUCCCUCUGGACAGAUAUGGCCAAAGUCAACCCCAAGGCUAGGCCAGACCUGCCCGCUCCUGUCCCCUCAGGGCGUGGCACACAACAGGGGCCCACAGCAGAGGGGCCCCACUGCUGGUGGAAAUGGCGAUCCCUGUCCAACGCUGCCCUGUUAGCACAUCCUCAGGGAGCAUUCCCGGGAGAAGCUGCUGCACUGAGAGGAGUCCAGGCCCACCUUCUGCCCCCCAGCCCCAGAUCUGCCCUGGGAGCCCAGCCAGGGCUAUGGAUGGUCAGACCCCCAGGAGGGAACUCACAGCCAAGAGCAGAAACCCCGGCCAGUUGUAUCCCACAGAGCCGGCCAGUAAAGGUUCGGAUGAGGAGAGCAGCACAGGAAAGUGAAAAGUCCAGCAGACCACGCAGCAAGCGGGCAGAGCCCCAGCUUCCUAAACUGCAUUGACCACUGGCCAGGAUCCUUGCCCCUCCUGACCCACCUCCCCCUUCUCGGCCUUGCUGUGCAGCCAGCAGGCUGCCUGCGUGGACAUUAUCAAGGGCUUUCAGGGCUGCAGGGAGGGAGAAGAGGUCAGGGAUGUUUCCACCACCCCCACCCCGUGGGGUCCUGUGGCCUCCACCUGAGAUCACUGCUUCUGUCAAAGCGGCCCUCCCUGCACUCCUCUUCCCAGGUCCCAGCGACCACCCUUCUUCCAGCGGUUCAUUACUACUCAGGGUUCUCUACACUCUGCUCCAUGUUGGUAAAUCAUCCCCUAAUGAAACUCUCCUCAGACAGUCCUAACUUAAGUGUGUCUCCUGUUUCCUGAUGAGACCCAGAGUGAUGGGACUGCCUGCCCUGGAUUUCCAGGGAUGCCCCGGGUUGCAGAAAUCAACCCGCCACUCCACCAGCAGGCCUGGCUCUGGUUUGGAGGCUUGGGCUGACUGAUGCACUCCCCACAGCCCCCUCCUACCUCGGGUCCCAGCCGAGCAUGAGGCCAUGCUCCGCUGGCCUUCUGUCUGCUGCAGCCCACUGGCCGGCCUUCCAGGGUUCCGAGUCUUAGUGGCUCAGGCCAGAGCCUCAUUCCCCAGGGCAGUCCUCCUUUAUGACUUCACCCACUGAAGUCACCAGGGAGACAAUGCCGAAUGUUCCACCCCAGAGUCUUGGCCUCUAGGAGGCAGGCCAGAGGACUCUCUGUCCACAGUGUAAAUGAGGACGCCGCUGGCCCAUGUCCCGCAGGGAUGUAGAGGGCAGCCUCAGGGGCACUGGGCGCUCCCGGCACCAUGGAUGAUGCUGCCGUCCUCAAGCGACGAGGCUACAUCAUGGGAAUCAAUUUGGGAGAGGGCUCGUAUGCGAAAGUCAAAUCCGCUUACUCUGAGCGCCUGAAGUUCAACGUGGCGGUCAAGAUCAUCGACCGCAAGAAAGCCCCCACAGACUUCCUGGAGAAAUUCCUUCCCCGGGAAAUUGAGAUUCUGGCCAUGCUAAACCACCACUCCAUCAUCAAGACCUACGAGAUCUUUGAGACCUCUGACGGCAAGGUCUACAUCGUCAUGGAGCUCGGGGUCCAGGGCGACCUCCUUGAGUUCAUCAAGACCCGGGGGGCCCUGCAGGAAGACGAUGCGCGCAAGAAGUUCCACCAGCUGUCCUCAGCCAUCAAGUACUGCCACGACCUAGAUGUUGUCCACCGAGACCUCAAGUGUGAGAACCUUCUCCUCGACAAAGACUUCAACAUCAAGCUGUCCGACUUCGGCUUCUCCAAGCGCUGCCUGCGGGAUGACAGCGGCCGACUGACACUGAGCAAGACCUUCUGUGGGUCGGCGGCGUACGCGGCCCCCGAGGUGCUUCAGGGCAUCCCCUACCAGCCCAAGGUGUAUGACAUCUGGAGCCUAGGCGUGAUUCUCUACAUCAUGGUCUGCGGCUCCAUGCCGUAUGACGACUCCAACAUCAAGAAGAUGCUGCGCAUCCAGAAGGAGCAUCGCGUCAACUUCCCGCGCUCUAAGCACCUGACGGGCGAGUGCAAGGACCUCAUCUACCGCAUGCUGCAGCCGGACGUCAACCGGCGGCUGCACAUCGACGAGAUCCUCAGCCACUGCUGGGUGCAGCCCAAGGCCUGGGGCCUGUCCUCUGCAGCCAUCAACAAGGAGGGGGAGAGCUCUCGGGCCACCGAGCCCCCGUGGACUCCUGAGCCCAGCUCCGACAAGAAGUCUGCCACCAAGCUGGAGCCCCGGGAAGAGGCCCGGCCCAAGACCUGGGCAGAGACAAGACCCGAGGAGGAGGCGCUGGCGGUGCAGGUGUCAAGGCAGUCAGAGGCCAUGGGCCUCACCAGCGAGCAACCCAGCAAGGAGAUCAAGGAAGGGGCCACCCCGCAGCCUUCAGAGACACACACCUAGUCAGCUCUCGCGGCCCAGGGGGCCGGCAGAAAAUGAGGCAGUGUUCAUGGCCUCAAGCCUGAGCUCCAAAGAAGCCAAGGGACAAGCCGAGAGGGAAGACAGUCCCAGAUGAGCCACUAUUUUCGUCAGUUUCUUCCCCCUCCCUUUGACCUUGGUAACUCAUGUGGCUAAAGAAGCAAUAAAUCACUAUAUUACU